UUUGAGACCUUUUUAGGUUUGGUGAUCUUUUCUCUGUUUUAUGGUUCCGAGAGGAUCCAUCUGGUUCUGGGUCCCAAUCCGAUUCCGUGACUUUUCGGCGUUUGCAGCCCCGAUUUGACCGAGAAAUUUCAACUCUGAAUCGUUUUCUGAUCCUCGCCUUAGUGUUGUAUGAUUUGUUUUCUUAGUGCGAAAUUUUUGAUAAUUUGUGAUCAAUUUCUAAGGCUGGUUCUUCGUUUUCCGAUUACAGUUGGCUAGGAUAAACAAAGCAACAAUGUCUGACCUCAAAGAGCGGUUGCUUCCUCCAAGACCUGCUUCAGCUAUAAACCUCAGAGGGGAUGGAGGGUCUCGCCCUUCUGCAUCAGGGAGACAACCUCUCCUUGGAGUUGAUGUUUUGGGUCUGAAGAAGCGUGGACAAGGGCUUAAGUCGUGGAUCCGUGUUGAUACUUUUGCCAAUACUCAGGUCAUUGAGGUCGAUAAGUUCUCAAUGAUGCGUAGAUGCGACUUACCUGCACGUGAUUUGCGCCUGCUUGAUCCUUUGUUUGUGUAUCCCUCAACUAUCCUUGGCCGAGAGAAGGCCAUUGUUGUAAACUUAGAGCAGAUCCGUUGUAUUAUUACUGCGGAUGAGGUUUUGCUCUUGAAUUCCCUUGAUAACUAUGUGCUUCGCUAUGUGGUUGAGCUGCAGCAGAGACUGAAGGCAAGUGCUGUAGGUGAGGUUUGGAAUCAGGACAGUCUCGAACUGAGCAGGAGGAGGAGUAGAAGUCUAGACAAUGUGUUUCAAAACUCAUCUCCUGAUUAUUUACCUUUCGAGUUUAGGGCUCUUGAAAUUGCCCUCGAAGCUGCUUGUACCUUCCUUGAUUCCCAGGCUUCAGAGUUAGAGAUCGAGGCAUAUCCGUUAUUGGAUGAGCUUACCUCAAAGAUCAGCACUUUAAACUUGGAGCGUGUGCGUAGACUGAAGAGCAGACUUGUAGCAUUGACGAGAAGAGUUCAGAAGGUUCGGGAUGAGAUUGAACAGUUAAUGGACGAUGAUGGGGAUAUGGCAGAAAUGUAUCUAACCGAGAAGAAGAAGAGAAUGGAAGGAUCUUUAUAUGGUGAUCAGUCCUUACUCGGCUUCCGAUCAAAUGAUGGUCUUUCUCUUUCUGCACCAGUUUCUCCUGUUUCUUCUCCUCCUGAUUCCCGGAGACUUGAGAAAAGCCUGAGCAUCGCAAGGAGCCGGCAUGACAGUGCAAGAAGCUCAGAAGACGCAACGGAGAAUAUAGAGGAGCUAGAGAUGUUGCUUGAAGCAUACUUUGUUGUUAUCGAUAGCACUCUCAACAAGCUUACCUCGUUAAAGGAGUACAUCGACGAUACUGAGGAUUUUAUCAACAUUCAAUUGGAUAACGUGCGGAAUCAGCUGAUCCAGUUUGAGCUGCUGCUAACUACUGCGACAUUUGUUGUAGCCAUCUUCGGGGUUGUAGCCGGGAUCUUUGGGAUGAAUUUCGAGAUAGAUUUUUUUGAAAAGCCAGGCGCUUUCAAAUGGGUUCUGACCAUUACUGGAGUCUGUGGUCUUCUUAUAUUCUUGGCAUUCGUCUGGUUUUACAAACGUAGAAGGCUCAUGCCCCUGUGAGGACAUAACUACCCCGUCAAGUAGACGAUUGCUAAAACUGUUUUUGUUGCUUUUUAUUAAUCAUCUGUAACCUUCACUAAUUGGAAACAGUGUUUUAGAGGAAAUAUUAUGAGAAUGAAGCUUUAACUCGCA
Messenger RNA from Eutrema salsugineum, 1735 nucleotides. Its product is annotated as magnesium transporter MRS2-10. Gene Ontology annotation, biological process: magnesium ion transport; transmembrane transport. The transcript is spliced from 5 exons. NCBI's taxonomy places the organism in Eukaryota, Viridiplantae, Streptophyta, Magnoliopsida, Brassicales, Brassicaceae. Gene Ontology annotation, cellular component: membrane. Gene Ontology annotation, molecular function: magnesium ion transmembrane transporter activity. The record is from RefSeq and is a predicted model, not a curated record. Bases 272 to 1603 code for a protein of 443 amino acids.